UGCUGGAUCUGCUCUCUCCGGCAGGUGGAUCUGUUCCAGCUUCAGGUCAACACACUGAGACGGUACAAGAGGCACUACAAGAUCCAGACCAGACCUGGACUCAACAAAGCCCAGCUCGCAGAGACCGUGAGCCGUCACUUCCGCAAUAUUCCAGUCAAUGAGAAGGAGACGCUCACAUACUUUAUUUAUAUGGUGAAGAGCAGUAAAAGCCGGCUGGACCAGAAGUCAGACGGGAGCAAACAAGUGGAAUAAUGUUCCCUGGCGAUCUCGGAGUGGCAGAAAGCCAUGAUUGAUGACGUGCAGAUGUUACCUGGCUUUGCAAUUCCUCUUUGAAUGCUUACUGUGUUUUUUGUCCAUACGGGAGUCACUACAGUCACAUGCUUGUGUAGUGAUGAUGAUGUGCCAAACCUCACAGUAACACCAUUAAAGCGCUGGCGUUUGAGUGAAUCCAGCGUCUCUAAUGCUCCGAUUUCACCGCUUGUCCAGUGAGGACCUGAUUGAAAGCAUGACAGAGACUGAAUGACUGCAGAUCUGCUCUCUCGUGUCAAAUGUUUUGUGCUUCUCACACUUAAACUAAUGCCAAUCCCCCAGAAGAGCCGCGAUACGUUACCUGAGGCUUUCUGUUCAUCUGCUCUGUUUCACAUCCGUCUCUGCUUUUGUAUGACUGCUGUGUAUCUGCUCUAUAUGGCGUUUUUUUGUAGGUUGUAAUGUUAGUUUUCUUCCUUUCUUUGUUUGAAAUAAUCAGUCUAAAUACAGUUCUUGUGGCACUACUCAUAUUUGUAUUGAUGGUGUGUGAGUGUGUCUGAUGCUGGAGGACAGAAGAGAGCUGGAAUGUCAGGAUAUUAGACAGAACGCAUGUAUAUUAGAAACCGGACGCUCUGAUAUAGUCUGCUGCAUUGUACUAGUAAUCAGUCUACAUGUGUCUACACUGUUUGAUCAUCAGCACACAAGGACAGAAUGUCUCGUGGAAAACAACUGAAAAGGAAAUGGUGAAGAAUGAAUUAUGAAAGACAUCUUAGCGUCACUUUUAAGCAGUAAGGGCUGUAUUUUCAUUUAUUUGUCUAAAUACAUACUGGAGAAGAUAUUAAAAUCAAAACAUUUUUAAAAAUGGAAAUGAUAAAUUUCCCUAGCCCAUGCACACACAUUUCCAGUUCUAUCAAAACUUUAAACACUGAGAGUUGAGUACUUCUGAGCAUCACUGCUGUCUCACAUUCAUAACCGUGGCAGGAGAGACAGUUCUGUUCAGUAAGUUACCAGAUUACAGUUGAAUUUGUCAUGUCAUGCUUAAAUUGAUCUCCAGGCACACGAACACUUGGAUUGUUUUCCUCUCAUAAAUUACAAAGGUCCUCGGGAGUUGCUCAUUUCUUCAAUCUCUUACGAUUCAAAGAUCAGUAACUGAUGUAAUGUUUGAUAAAGGAUCCCUUGGUCAGCAUGUGAACUUUAAACAGCCACUGAGGUGAACCUGGUCAAAGUCUAUCAUAAACAUGAUAUUCCAGAUUGGUGUGUUACAAGCAUGUGCAAAACUGAAUGAUAAACGCAAGAGGUCAUUGCAAACAGUGGAGAAACUUGAUGGUUUGGUUAAAAAAAUGAGGGACUACGAUGAUAUCACUGAUUUUCUGGGAACAGAUAAAAAAUGGAAACCGUGAGGAGUAUUCCAUGCAAAUUCAAAGUGCUUUUUAUAAAAGAAAAGAA
Molecule: messenger RNA, 1692 nt
Organism: Sinocyclocheilus anshuiensis
Lineage: Eukaryota; Metazoa; Chordata; Actinopteri; Cypriniformes; Cyprinidae
Product: histone deacetylase complex subunit SAP30L-like
Exons: 2
Biological process (GO): regulation of DNA-templated transcription
Cellular component (GO): histone deacetylase complex
Molecular function (GO): transcription coregulator activity; protein binding
Source: RefSeq, a predicted model, not a curated record